AUGGUUAAAGCUAUCAUUGCCCCCUCCAUCCUCGCUUCUGACUUUGCCAACUUGGGAUGCAAUUGCCAUAAAAUGUACGACUCUGGCGCCGACUGGCUCCAUAUAGAUGUCAUGGAUGGCCACUUUGUGCCUAACAUCUCGCUAGGCCCACCGAUCGUGAGCAGUUUGCGUAAGGAGUUUCCUAGAAAGGCAGAAAAGACGUUUUUUGAUUGCCAUAUGAUGGUGGCCGAGCCUGAGAAGUGGGUGCCUGAGAUUGCCAAGGCUGGCGGUGACCAGUAUACUUUUCACUAUGAGUCUACCAAGGACCCUAAGGGCCUUAUCAAGUUGAUCAGGGAGCAUGGCAUGAAACCAGCAUGUGCUGUGAAGCCAGGCACGCCCGUGGACGUUUUGUAUGAGCUUGGGGAUGAGUUGCACAUGGCGUUGGUGAUGACGGUGGAGCCUGGGUUUGGCGGACAGAAGUUUAUGCCUAACAUGAUGUCUAAGGUGGAUGCAUUGAGAACGAAGUUUCCCCAGUUGAAUAUCCAGGUUGACGGUGGUUUGGGCAGGGAGACGGUGCCUGCGGCCGCUGACGCUGGUGCCAAUGUCAUUGUAGCAGGUACGUCUUGUUUUACUGCUCCAGACCCGGUGGAGCUUAUUGAUUUUAUGAGAGAGACUGUGAAUGAGAGUUUGAAGGCCAAGGGUGUCUAUUCGUGA
Candidozyma haemuli is the source of this 693-nucleotide messenger RNA. RefSeq names its product ribulose-phosphate 3-epimerase. Gene Ontology annotation, biological process: carbohydrate metabolic process; pentose-phosphate shunt; pentose-phosphate shunt, non-oxidative branch. The record is from RefSeq and is a predicted model, not a curated record. Gene Ontology annotation, molecular function: D-ribulose-phosphate 3-epimerase activity; metal ion binding. Gene Ontology annotation, cellular component: cytosol. The coding region runs from base 1 to 693 and encodes 230 amino acids. Lineage: Eukaryota; Fungi; Ascomycota; Pichiomycetes; Serinales; Metschnikowiaceae. The transcript has a single exon.